CGCGCCAUGGCCCGAAAGGCUGGGAGGCCGCCAGAGGAAACACUGUUGCUCUGGAAACGGGAGCAAGCCCUGUUGAAGACCCUUGUUGUGGACCGGGACACGGAGACGUGGCAACGGGACCCCGCCUUUUCGGGCCUGCAGAGGGUCGGGGGCGUGGACGUGUCCUUUGUGAAGGGCGACAGUGUCAGCGCCUGUGCCUCCCUGGUGGUGCUCAGCUACCCUGAGCCCGAGUUGAUGUAUGAGGACUGUCGCAUGGUCCUUUUUGUGGAUGGAAAUGGGGUGCUUCACCACCGAGGCUUUGGGGUGGCCUGCCACCUUGGUGUCCUCACAGACCUGUCCAGCAUCGGGGUGGCCAAGAAACUCCUGCAGGUGGACGGGCUGGAGAACAACGCUCUGCACAAGGAGAAGAUACGGCUCCUGAAGGCUGGAGGAGACUCAUUUCCUCUGAUGGGAGGUUCCGGGACCAUCCUGGGCAUGGCGCUGAAGAGCCACGACCACAGCACCAAGCCCCUCUGUGUCUCUGUGGGCCACAAAAUGAGCCUGGAGGCAGCCGUGCGCCUGACCCAUGGCUGCUGCAAGUUUCGGAUUCUGGAGGCCCUGCACCAGGCUGACAUCCACUCCCCAGACUACAUCCGCAGGACCCUGGGAGUCCAAGGGGCCCCUCUUGCGGCCGAAAGGAGCAAGAAGGCACAGAGGCCAAAGCCGUGCCCCCAGGGAGUCUCAGAAGAGCCCACAGAUUUAGAAAUUAUCCAUUGACUUUCUGCCAUGGGGCUUGAGAGUUUGUUCCCUCUCACAUAGCCUCUCAUACACUUUCCUUCCACCCAUCUUCUCAUUUUCAUUGAAUCAGAAUUCAAUGUCUGCGUUAUUCUUUCUUUGCACAUACUAC
Molecule: messenger RNA, 886 nt
Organism: Balaenoptera musculus (blue whale)
Lineage: Eukaryota; Metazoa; Chordata; Mammalia; Artiodactyla; Balaenopteridae
Product: endonuclease V-like
Biological process (GO): DNA repair
Cellular component (GO): cytoplasm; nucleolus
Molecular function (GO): single-stranded RNA binding; RNA endonuclease activity producing 5'-phosphomonoesters, hydrolytic mechanism
Source: RefSeq, a predicted model, not a curated record